Messenger RNA from Charadrius vociferus (killdeer), 561 nucleotides. It is a transcript of the gene BSX, whose product is annotated as brain-specific homeobox. NCBI's taxonomy places the organism in Eukaryota, Metazoa, Chordata, Aves, Charadriiformes, Charadriidae. The record is from RefSeq and is a predicted model, not a curated record. Gene Ontology annotation, molecular function: DNA binding. The transcript has 2 exons. The coding region runs from base 1 to 561 and encodes 186 amino acids.
AUGAACCUCAACUUCACCUCGCCCGUGCAUCCCGUCUCCGCGCCCAGGCCCACCUCCUUCUUCAUCGAGGAUAUUCUGCUGCACAAGCCCAAACCCUUGCGGGAGGUGCCCCCCGAGCACUUCCCCGGCUCCUUGGCCUCCCGCGUCCCCCUCUUGGACUAUGGGUACCCCCUGAUGCCAACCCCGACCCUCCUGGCGCCUCACCCGCACCCUGCCCUGCACAAGCCGGAGCAUCACCACCACCCUUACUUUCUCACCACCUCGGGUAAGUGCAGCCCUUCGCAGGAGGAACCCUCCGACUUGGUGGCCAGGUGGCGUCGAGGUGGGGACACGGGUGGGGACGAAAGUCCGCAGCUCCGGAGGGGACACGCUCCAGCAGUGAAAACCUGGUUCCAGAACCGGCGGAUGAAGCACAAAAAGCAGCUGCGGAAAACCCAGGACGACCCCAAGCACCCGGGCGGCGAGGAGAGCCGGGAGCAGAGCUCCCCCGAGCCCGAGCUGCCCGAGGCGGCCGGCGCCGAGCCCCGCAAGGGUCCCCCCGGCCCCCCCAUCCUUGGGUAG